Messenger RNA from Melospiza georgiana, 3472 nucleotides. It is a transcript of the gene STK39, whose product is annotated as serine/threonine kinase 39. Gene Ontology annotation, biological process: protein phosphorylation. The record is from RefSeq and is a predicted model, not a curated record. Gene Ontology annotation, molecular function: protein serine/threonine kinase activity; ATP binding. The coding region runs from base 823 to 2061 and encodes 412 amino acids. The transcript is spliced from 18 exons. Lineage: Eukaryota; Metazoa; Chordata; Aves; Passeriformes; Passerellidae.
CUUAGAAUGCAAAGCAUUCAAAGUAGGGGUGAGACUGUAGACUACACAAAUAACUAUUUUCUAAAUUACUCCAUAGUAAGUAAAAUCCUGAUGAUAUCAUUGAACACUUGACACUACUUAGAGUGUAGGAAAAAAAAAAUCCAUACUAUUAUUAACAGCAGAAUUUUGUUUAACCCAAGGUUGAAGGGUUUUUUAAACCUUGCACUGUAUAAUUGGAAGUGCUGGAGACGUUUAAUCAUGAUUCUUAUUUGUUUAAAUCACUUGGUACUGGUUAGCGAGGGGAGCAUUUUUAGCUGUCCUCAGUCCUUCUCGGUGUCGUGAACUGAGGCAGUGUCUGCGCUGAAGUGACACGCUGCAGCUGUCCUACUCAUCCUGGAGAGGGCUACUCGUCAUUGGGUAUUUGAACACUUUGCAGGACUGCAGCACGAUCACCGAUGAAAGAAAAUGCUUUCCUCACGUCCUCAAAUUCGAAUACGAGUCAUCUGGAGCAGCAGCAGCAGCACGCUCAGCAGUGACACUUCUAGUGAGCUGUGCUCCAGAGCAGCCUGCGUGCUCAUGCUAUCGGCCUAACAGGUAGCGGUGCUACAGCAGUUGUCCAGGCAGCACUCUGCAAACCCAGGCAAGAACGUGUAGCAAUAAAGAGGAUCAACUUAGAAAAAUGCCAAACCAGUAUGGAUGAAUUACUUGUUAUACUACAGCCUAGAGACUGUGGGCUUUUUCUAAUGCAGAAAUUCCUGCCUCUGAAGGAAAUGGUCUCCUCAGCAGGGAAUUGCCAGUGCAAAAGAUAUCUUGAAUUUGAUACAGAGGAAAGAAAUUCAAGCCAUGAGUCAGUGCAAUCACCCUAAUGUGGUGACCUAUUACACAUCUUUUGUGGUGAAGGAUGAACUGUGGCUGGUUAUGAAGCUAUUAAGUGGGGGUUCAAUGCUUGAUAUAAUAAAAUAUAUUGUCAACAGAGGAGAGCACAAAAAUGGUGUGCUUGAAGAACCCAUAAUAGCAACAAUUCUUAAAGAAGUUUUGGAGGGCUUAGACUAUCUACACAGGAAUGGACAAAUUCACAGAGAUUUGAAGGCUGGCAACAUUCUACUGGGUGAGGAUGGCUCUGUACAAAUAGCAGAUUUUGGUGUUAGUGCAUUUUUAGCAACUGGAGGUGAUGUUACUCGUAACAAAGUAAGGAAAACAUUUGUUGGGACUCCCUGUUGGAUGGCCCCUGAAGUAAUGGAGCAGGUGCGAGGUUAUGACUUCAAGGCCGAUAUGUGGAGUUUUGGGAUAACAGCCAUUGAGUUAGCAACAGGAGCAGCACCUUAUCACAAAUACCCUCCUAUGAAAGUGUUAAUGCUAACGCUUCAAAAUGACCCCCCCACUUUAGAGACAGGUGUAGAGGACAAGGAGAUGAUGAAAAAGUAUGGCAAAUCCUUUAGAAAACUAAUCUCAUUAUGCCUUCAAAAAGAUCCUUCCAAAAGGCCCACAGCAUCAGAACUUUUAAAAUGCAAAUUUUUCCAGAAAGCCAAGAAUAGAGAAUACCUGAUUGAAAAGCUUCUCACUAGAACACCUAAUAUAGCACAAAGAGCAAAAAAGGUCAGACGAGUGCCAGGUUCCAGUGGCCACCUCCAUAAAACAGAAGAUGGGGACUGGGAAUGGAGUGAUGAUGAAAUGGAUGAGAAGAGUGAGGAAGGCAAAGCUGCUAUUUCUCAGGAAAAGUCACGAAGACUGAAGGAGGAGGAGAAUGCAGAGUCUCAGCCUGCUGUUAGUGAGGAAUACAGUGAAGUUCCAUGUGCGGUGAAUCUUGUCUUAAGAUUAAGGAACUCCAGGAAAGAACUUAAUGACAUACGGUUUGAGUUUACUCCAGGCAGAGACACAGCAGAUGGCGUUUCUCAGGAGCUGUUCUCUGCAGGCCUGGUUGAUGGCCAUGAUGUAGUUAUAGUUGCUGCUAACUUACAGAAGAUAGUAGAUGAUCCAAAGGCCUUGAAAACAUUGACUUUUAAGUUGGCCUCUGGCUGUGAUGGCACUGAGAUUCCUGAUGAAGUGAAACUGAUUGGUUUUGCUCAGUUAAGUGUCAGCUGAUGUCUGUCCCUUGACCCCAAGCCGAAUUGUGAGAUUGCAAAAAAGCCAGCUUAGAUGCAAAGGAAAAUUAAUGCACCACACACUGAGUUCUGCUUCAUUAUCUAGCAAUUCACAAAGUCAGAACAAGCAAAGCCCACAGCUACACCGCUGCUGUUAACGUUCAAAAUGCUCCUCAAUGUCUCUUAGAAGUUGAUUUGGAUUCCCCCAGAGUGAAAAGCCUGUGGAAAUGCUCUCUCUCAGGUGGCUGUGUUUAUUGGUUACAAAAGGAACUUUCUAUCAAGCUUACUUCUUUCACAGACUUUGAGUGAUACUAUUUUACCUGUACUUGUGGUUGAUAAUACUGCCUCUGUUCUGUUACAUUUAGAAAUUAACAUGCAUAUAAAAGUUUAGAAAUAUUAGCCAAACUUGAAUUCUAGUUUAAAAAAUUACUGUGAAUUUUAUUUUUCAUAUAUUUAUGCAUUACACAUACUAGUAAUAAGAAAAUUAUUUGACUUGAUUAUGUGCUAUUUGCAGUUAAUCUCCCACUAUUUAAAAAAGUUUCAGGUAUGUCUUUGAAGUAUUUAGUAACUUCUAGGGGUUUUUUGAAAUCAUUUGAUCUGGCAUUAGCAAGCUUUUGUUGGUUGUGUGUCAAAAAACCAGUCCACAAACUGAUCCUCAAGGGAGUGGGAGGUGCCUUGCAGAUAUUAAUGUUUUAAGAAUGUGCCUGAGGCUGCUGAUAUAAAUAAUCACCAUUUUCUAGAAGUACCAUACAUAUGGUACAAUAAAUAUAAAUAUAUAUAGUUAUCUGAGCGAGGAGGGGAUCUACAGUAGCAAAGGUGUUAGAGUAUUUUGACUAUGCUUUAUUGGGGAGUCAAUGAACUAGAGCUACUCUGAACUGUUGUUAAGGUAGAAUGCUUACUGUGUCCAUCUCUGAUCUGACUUACCCUUAAUGAUAAAAACCAGUUACAUACAAGUGAAUGAAAACUUGAAGAAUGGAACUGAAGCUUUAUUUGAAGUUCUGCUAAAUACCAAGGUGGAAUGAAAAUAAUAGGGCUUUGUGCAAUGAUCAAGUAAAACUCUGUUACAAAGAAAACACUUUGACCCAAGUAGCCCUCUGUUUAACCUGUGACAUAGAUGCUAUGGAGCUAGGGAACCUUAGAAAGACUUCCACAUUUGGAGACAUGUUUCUCAGAGGUUACACUUUAAACUACUUCCUAGUUAAUCCUAGAUAAGUGGCAGCUCUUUAAUGUACUGAAAAUGGCAAAUAUAUAUUGUUAAGAGAAGUUAUUUAUAAUGCCUUGUCAUAAUCGUUGAGGUGUUCUAGAACUAUUUGCAUACGACUCAAUGUAAUCCCAUCCCAUCCUACUGUUUACAUGAUGAUUACUCCAAGAUGACUGCAAAGAUUAAAAAAAUAAAAUUAAAAUAAAGAUGU